UGGGGGAGGAAGGGGGCGCGAGGAGCCGUUUUCUGUGGCGGUGUUCUCCCUCACAGUGGCCUCCAUAGCGACACAGAUAACAAGUCAUUCCCACGAUACCACUAUACGAAGCUGUUGCCCCAUCUCUUACUUAAAAUGUCGGACAAACGAGAAGUCAACGAGAGUCAGUCAGCUUCGAUCGUCUAUGAUGUCUACGAACGGAAUCAAAAUAAAGGGCCACCACCAGCUUCACCGUAUGGCGCUACAGCACCAAAUGUGAGCUAUGCACCGAUGAUUGCCUCGGGCGCACCACCGUCUUACGUGGAGAGCUUGAGUCAUCAAGUUGUUGCUGGUCCUGGAGUUCCACAUCAGUUUUCUUCUCCUUAUGCGACUCAAGCUUCUGCAGCAGCCGUUUCUGCUGCUCAAUUGCAGAAUUAUAAGGAUUAUUAUCUCAAGCUUCAACUUCGCUCCAUGCAACAAUCACAUGGAGUACAAGCUGACAAUACCUCAUCACUACUACAGUAUGAGGAUGUAUAUCCACUUCUACUGUCAGAAUCACUCCAGAGCAUGGCAGCAGCCCAGCAAGCUCAGAAACUAGCUUAUUCCCAGCAGGCUUAUCAACAACAACAAACUGCUCUAUACAUGCAGCAACAGCAGCAGUUGUAUCUCCAGCAACUACAAGGGUACUAUCAACCUCAUGCUCCACCCCCAGGCGCAGGAGCCGGACAGGUACCAGGUCUGCAGCCUGGCCAGAAUGUUUUGAUUAUGAAUGGAUAUGACUCUGGGGCCCGUUUUGAUGGCAUUGCUCAACCCUCCAUCCCUCCACCACCACCUGGUAUUGCUCCUAAUGCUGCUCAGUUGGCUGCUGCAUCUGGGACUCAGGUGUCAAUGAGCCAGAAGAAGGGUUCCUUUUUAAAUGGUGGUGCAGGUGGAGGCUACACUUUCUUUUAAGUAAAAUUUAAAGGAGAGCCCUUUUAGUGAAGGUGUAUUGGUUUCAUAUUAGGUCUGCAGUUAGCAAAGCAAAUGACACACAGGGUUGCAAAAAAAAAAUUACUAAAUACGAUCUUUGAUAUUUAAUAGCGGGUUUUUCAGUAUGUUUAUGUUCAACUAAAUGUGUGUAUGUGUACUUUUUUUUUAAAUGGAUAAUCAGUUAGUAUACAGAGAUUUAGUUCCUUUAAAUAUUGCAAAUAUUUGAGCGAUUGAAUUUUAAAGGAGGUACCCUUAGAAAGUAAGAGUAUUAGAACAAGUAAAAUUGUUUCUACAAUUGGAAGGAGUGUGGAGCCAGUGCCUGUGUUACCGUAGACCUGUAUGUGGCAUAUCAGGUUAACAGGUUAAUAUCUUCAAUGUCUCCCCUUCUAUAUCCCCUAGGGAUUCAAACUGUCAACCCUCUAGACACUGAUUUGAUUAACCUGCAUGCAUAUUUGUGUAUAGCGAGAUAAAGUUGACUUUAUGGUCUGAAAGUAGUCAGGCACCCUAAGGGGGGUUUCUUUGGUUCAAGUGAUAUUUGGCGUCGCUGCCUGGAUUUUAGCAUGCUGUUUAAGUCUCGGAAGUUAGAAGGGUUCAAAAGGUUUAAGUUUUUGUUGGAGUCAAAUUUGCAUUUGUAUUGAUUUUUUGUGAAUUAUAUUUUGGAAGUUGCCUAAAAUGUUCAAGACUAGUGAUUAUUUUCUUGCUAUAUUUCUGUGGUAACAUUUUCUAGUGUAAAAAUGCUUUCAAUUAAGCAGUGCAGAACGUAACAUGACCACACUUGUCUCUGUGUCUCAUUAUUGUUGUCGUUAAUAUAAUUUUUUUUGUUUUUGUUAUCUCGCAAUUUUCUUAUUUUAUCACAGCAAUAUCGAGUUUAAUACUGUACUUCUUUUUUGUCAGAUUAGGAUAUCGUAGUUUGAAUAAUUGAGUGAAGGUCGUAGUAAUAUUUUCCAAGAUUCUUUCUAUAUUGAGAUAAUGAAUAUUCAGAAUGCAGACCCAUAUUUUCGUAAGUCUGUUCCUUGAAAGUAUGAAUUGCAGUUAUGUUUCUUUGAGAGGCAUAUGCACAUUCUAAAUAUGAUCAACCAAAUCAUUCAGUUCAUUGAAUAGUGUCUAUAUUGUCUCUGUAAUGUAAAUAAUAGUCUUGUUGAAAUUAACAGUACAUAACAUCAUAUUAAAAAUUUGGGCAAUCAGUAGGUCUUGUUGCUGUUAAAAAAAAAAAAAAAGUUUAAUAGCCUAUAUUCUGUAUAGAAGUAACUGUUGACUUUUAAAUUUUGUAAAAGGAAUCCUCACUUUUCUACUGUAUUUUGAAAGACAGCACAUUGCAACCUUUGUUUCAUUGAUGUAUAAAAACGUACUGGCAGUUUUUGUUAUAUUUUGUGGGUUAGAUUCUCGUUUUUCACACCCAGGGUUUAAAUACCAACACAUACAUAUUCAAUAAUAUGACAAUGAUACAUACUAAUCAUGAAGUUGUAUGUAUGUAUUUUUGUAUAUACAUGUAUUAUGUAUGUAAAUAUAGUAGGAAGUGAUAGUUAAUUAUCUAUCAUUCCGUUUAUUUUAGGGAUUCUCUAGUCCAAGAAAAGCACAUGUUGUGGACCUUUCAAGAAUCCCUUCUCAAUUCUGGUCAGGGUGCUCUUGUAAGACGGAGUGACGUGUGAAAUCCGUGUGCCAGUGACCAAGAAGACUGAAUCAUCUGUUGUAUUUACUUGCGUGUGUGUGAACAUUGCAUUGAAUAUUAGCCCAGUUGCAUUGACUAGGAUGUGCGCAUGGUAAUUGUAUUGUAAGGAGUGGUUAGAGAAAGUUUUAAGACAGAGGUUAUAUUCUCUGUUGUUAUAUAGCUAUUCCUUAGUACAUGAGUAAUGGGAAUUUUGUAUGCUAUGGCAUUAUUAUUCCUGUUUGUAUUAAUCACUGCUAACUUGAUGUAUUCUUACUAAUUAAUAGUUUUGAAUCUAAGAAAUGUACUAUAAUCAUUAGAUAUUGUAAUUGUAUGGUAAUUCUUAUGAACAAUAAAAAAAUUGAUAA
This is a messenger RNA of Procambarus clarkii (red swamp crayfish), 2961 nucleotides long. Its product is annotated as formin-2. Lineage: Eukaryota; Metazoa; Arthropoda; Malacostraca; Decapoda; Cambaridae. The record is from RefSeq and is a predicted model, not a curated record.